AUGAACCUUCUGGAGAAGGUGAGAAGAAUAGAACACCUCUCCUUCUACAACACUUCAUUGCCAGAGGUGUGUGAUGACUCCAGACCUGGGCGGCCCCCAAAACGGACGCAGAGUGUGACCUCGCCAGAAAAUUCUCACAUCAUGCCGCAUUCCGUUCCUGGUCUUCUCUCACCGGGAAUUAUCCCACCGACAGGUCUGACAGCUGCGGCUGCUGCUGCGGCUGCGGCCACCAAUGCUGCCAUCGCAGAAGCAAUGAAGGUGAAAAAAAUUAAAUUAGAAGCAAUGUCAAAUUACCAUCCCAAUAAUAACCAGCACGCAGCAGAGUCUGAAAACGGAGACCUAAAUUCUGCUGUGGGCCUUGAGCUACCUUUCAUGAUGAUGCCCCAUCCGCUUAUUCCGGUCAGCCUGCCCCCAGCAUCCGUCACAAUGGCCAUGAAUCAGAUGAACCACCUUACCACAAUUGCAAAUAUGGCUGCCGCAGCACAAGUACAGGGCCCUCCCUCUCGAAUGGAGACAUCUGUGAUUAAGGAACGAGUUCCAGACAGUCCUUCCCCUGCUCCAUCUCUCGAAGACGGUCGAAGGCCUGGUAGCCAUCCAUCCUCACAUCGUAGCAGCAGCGUAUCCAGCUCCCCUGCCCGAACUGAAAGCUCUUCAGAUAGAAUCCCUGUUCAUCAGAAUGGCCUCUCCAUGAACCAGAUGUUGUUGGGCUUAUCUCCGAACGUCUUACCUGGUCCAAAAGAAGGUGACCUGGCUGGCCACGAGGGUGGGCAUGACUCCAAAAGAAUGCACCUGGAGAAAGAUGAGACCCCGCUCUCCACACCAACCACAAGAGACAGCCUUGACAAACUUUCGCUAACUGGCCACGGACAACCUCUUCCUCCUGGAUUCCCAUCUCCUUUUCUAUUUCCUGAUGGAUUGUCCUCCAUAGAAACCCUCCUGACGAAUAUCCAGGGGCUCUUGAAAGUUGCCAUAGACAAUGCACGCGCUCAAGAGAAGCAAGUGCAGCUUGAAAAGACGGAGCUCAAAAUGGAACUCUUCAGGGAACGAGAACUGAGAGAAACACUUGAAAAACAGUUAGCAGUAGAGCAGAAGAACAGAGCAAUAAUUCAGAAAAGAUUAAAGAAGGAAAAGAAGGCGAAGAGGAAAUUGCAGGAAGCGCUUGAAUUUGAAACAAAGCGGCGAGAACAAGCGGAGCAAGCGCUAAAACAAGCCGCUUCCACCGAUAACCUCAGGGUCCUAAAUGAUUCUCUGACCCCGGAGAUAGAAGCUGACCGCAGCGGGGGCCGAACAGAUGCUGAGAGGACAAUACAAGAUGGAAGACUUUAUCUGAAAACUACUGUUAUGUACUGAGUUUGUCCAGUCGGAACAAUGUGUGUUACCAGUCCGGAGGACUCUGCAGUAAAACAUCCAGUGUUUCAGAAAUUCUGCAAAAAAAAAGUGGAAGGUGCUUUGCAGAAAACUUUUAUCACUUCACAUAGCCAUGUGCAGAGAUUUUAAGCGUUGGUUGGGAGCAUCCUCAUUGCAUUGUCCAAGCUCCAUCCUGUGUUACAGAAGAUAUUUCUACGAAUUUGUGUAGCAUUCUAGUAGCUACCAGGAAAUCUGUACUGAGACUCCAGAGCAGAACUAUAUAUUCCCAUUUCAAUGGAAUAAGAACUAUAUUCUCUUCUGAAUCUUUUAGGCACAUCAAGGAAAUCUUCCACUUUUCAUCUUAAGCACUCUUAUGCCAAACCAGCAAGAUGUUAGAGAAGAAUGAAUAUUCCUCAAAUGGGCAUCAGAAUAUUCCUAAACAAAACACACACACACAAAAAAAAACUGAGGUUAAGAAUACACAAACAACAUGUUAUAUACCAUUUUCUUUUUUUCAAAUUCUGGGAAAUGGAUUUUUUUUUUCCACACAGCCUCUUCAAGAGAGCAAGGUGUACCUUAUAAAACUUAAACCAGUUUUAUCUCAAAAGAAGUACAGAGGUUAAACAACGUCACAUGUACGAUUUGCAUUAAUCGCAAGAAGAAGAAGAAGAAGAAGAAGAAGAAGAAGAAGAAGAAGAAGAAUGCUUAUAAUUUCUCAUGCUAAACUGUCAGUAUAAGAGGGAUGACAAGUUGUUCCUCAUUUCUGAAACUGUUCAGGUGUACAGUAUAUAACCACAAAAACCACUCACAGAAAAUAUUAUGUAUGCAGUAGUAUACUAGAUUUUAGGAAAACAACAAUUUUAGAGAAUAUGUUUUGUCACCCUGUUGGUCCAAACACCAUCUUUCUAAUUUUAAACGCAUGCAGGCAUGUAAAUAUUUGUCUUGAAGUCACAGUGUUAAUGAAGGGAAUCUUAAUUGUCUGGGAGGGAUGACCACCUUUGUAUGUAUAUGCUGAAAAAGGGGCACUUUUCAGAGUGGAUUGUGGCCCCAAAUCAAGUCAACUCCCCAGAAAUAUUUUUCUAUAUUAAUGUCAUAUUAUUUCAACCUUG
Molecule: messenger RNA, 2456 nt
Organism: Notechis scutatus (mainland tiger snake)
Lineage: Eukaryota; Metazoa; Chordata; Lepidosauria; Squamata; Elapidae
Source: RefSeq, a predicted model, not a curated record